GCAGUGCAAUUCUUCUUAUCCAUCCGGAGCCGAGCCACCCAUCCUACCUGUUCCGGCGCCAAUUGAGCCGAGGAACCAACAAUGGAAGCUGCUGCCGGGCUCCUCGCCCCUCUCCCCCGAAGCACCGCCGGCGGCGGCACCACCUUCCCCGUGCUCUCCUCCAGCAACCCGUACCACCAUUAUCCCCAGCCCCACCACCACCGCAUUUUCUCCGGCCUCCUCAGCCUCAGUCUCAGGGGAUGCGGCACUCGCCUCCCAGCCCCACCCUGCCGCGCCGCCGUGAAGGAGGACGACGCCACGCCGCAGUGGCAGCUCGACUUCCUGGGGCCCGACCCUCACCCGCGGUCCGGCGACGACGAGGACGACGACCCGCUCCCCGCCGCGAGCACCGACUGGUGCGUCCGCGCGCGCCGCUCCGCGCUGCGCUCCAUCGAGGCCAGGGGCCUCACGCCGGCGCUCCAGCGCAUGGUCACCCCGCCCAAGAAGAAGAAGAAGAAGAAGCAGAAGAAGAGGGUCCUCGGCAGGAAGCCCCGCAAGCACGACGCCGACGAGGAGCCGCUGGAUGGGGACGAGUUCGACAGCGACGAGGAGGCGACCCUGGACGACCUCGACCUCCGGGUGGCGCAGCUCGGGGACGGCCUGUUCGACGAAAAGCGGCAGAGGAACAGGGAGCGCUUCAUCCAGACGCUCUCCAGCUUCGCCGCCGCGCCGUCCAACCGGACCAAGGAGGUGGCCCUCAACAGGGACAUCGUGCAGGCGCAGACCGCCGAGGAGGUGCUCGCGCUCACCGCCGACGUCGUCGCGGCCGUCGCCAAGGGCCUCAGCCCCUCCCCGCUCACCGCGCUCAACAUCGCCACCGCGCUCCACCGCAUCGCCAGGAGGAUGGAGGCCGUGUCCAUGGUGCAGACGCACCGCCUGGCCUUCGCGCGGCACAGGGACAUGUCCAUGCUCGUGGGGCUGGCCAUGAUGUCCCUCCCGGAGUGCUCGCCGCAGGGCGUGUCCAACAUCUGCUGGGCCUUGUCCAAGAUCGGGGGUGACCUGCUCUACCUGCCGGAGAUGGAUAGGAUUGCCGAGGUGGCCAUCUCCAAGGCUGAUGAUUUCAACGCGCAGAAUGUCGCCAAUGUCGCCGGAGCGUUCGCGACCAUGCGCCAGUCAGCACCAGGCCUUUUCUCGGCAUUGGCCCAGAGAGCAGCAAAACUGGUGCACACCUUCAAGGAGCAAGAGCUUGCUCAAUUUCUCUGGGGAUGUGCUUCUCUUGAUGAAUGUCCCUAUCCUCUGCUCGACGCACUUGAUGCUGCUUUCCAGGAUGCUGCAAGCUUCAAAUGUAAUAUCUAUGAUCCAUCAUCGUCAGACAUUGGGCACAUCGCUGCCAAAGAAGCUUCGAGCGAAGAAUAUGGUAACAAUUCUCAUGCGCUAAACUUUAGUCGAGAUCAGCUUGGCAAUAUUGCUUGGUCAUAUGCUGUUCUUGGGCAACUGGACCGACAAUUCUUCUCACAUAUCUGGAACACUCUGAGCCAACACGAAGAGCAGAGAGUCUCUGAUCAGUAUAGGGAAGACAUAAUGUUUGCAUCACAGGUAUAUCUUGCAAAUCAGUCUUUGAAGCUUGAAUAUCCACAUCUCAAUAUGGGCUUAAGAGAUGAUCUGGAAGAGAAAAUAACAAAAGCGGUGAAGAGCAAGCGGUUCAAUCAGAAGACGACCUCCCUGUUUCAGAAGGAUGUCGGGCGUCUUUUAUAUAGUACCGGACAUGAAUGGGUUAGAGAAUAUACGGUGGAUGGUUACACUGUCGAUGCGGUGCUAGUUGAUGAGAAGCUUGCAUUUGAGAUAGACGGGACGACACACUUCUCCAGGAAUUUAGGCACACCAUUAGGCCACACGGCAUUUAAAAGGCGUUACAUAACCGCUGCUGGAUGGAAAUUAGUUUCCUUGUCUCACCAAGAGUGGGAGGAGCUUCAAGGUGAGACUGAGCAAAUGGAGUAUCUGAGGAGAAUUUUAGGCAUUGAUGCAGAAUAAGUGCAACCGUUGGACAUUUGACGCCACGAGCUCUGCCAACACGAACAACACCGCUGGAAUUGCAAACAAUUUGUGGUGGACGUGCAGCUUGAAGGCUUAGCGUGUCAAAAAGCCGUUGUCAUGAGAUAUAGUUAUGUUUUUGUUUUGUUUAGGAAGCAUGUGAAAUAUCUGUGUGCCCUGAACUAUUCUGUAUCAUGUGCUAGUUUUGGGGAAACUGUUUAGCGCUGAAACACAUAAGAUGGAUCAGGUUGGCAUAUGUUGUACUGUCUGAGAACUCUUGAUGAUAGAAUGGCAUUGGAAGUUAUACACCAAACAAUUUAUUCA
Triticum dicoccoides is the source of this 2334-nucleotide messenger RNA. Its product is annotated as RAP domain-containing protein, chloroplastic-like. The transcript has 3 exons. Gene Ontology annotation, molecular function: RNA binding. Gene Ontology annotation, cellular component: chloroplast; ribonucleoprotein granule; mitochondrial matrix. The record is from RefSeq and is a predicted model, not a curated record. Gene Ontology annotation, biological process: regulation of mitochondrial mRNA stability; mitochondrial RNA processing; chloroplast rRNA processing. Lineage: Eukaryota; Viridiplantae; Streptophyta; Magnoliopsida; Poales; Poaceae. Bases 82 to 2010 code for a protein of 642 amino acids.